Messenger RNA from Podospora anserina S mat+, 918 nucleotides. RefSeq lists its product as uncharacterized. Gene Ontology annotation, molecular function: 1-acylglycerol-3-phosphate O-acyltransferase activity. Gene Ontology annotation, biological process: phosphatidic acid biosynthetic process. The transcript is spliced from 2 exons. The record is from RefSeq and is a predicted model, not a curated record. The coding region runs from base 1 to 918 and encodes 305 amino acids. NCBI's taxonomy places the organism in Eukaryota, Fungi, Ascomycota, Sordariomycetes, Sordariales, Podosporaceae. Gene Ontology annotation, cellular component: membrane; endoplasmic reticulum.
AUGGCGGCAAUUAUAACAUACACCGGCUACUUCUUCGCCUACUACGCCGCCCUCAUCAUGUUCUUCCACCUCCUCGGUCUAGUCAACUCCAAAGCCGCCUUCGGGGCGCGCUCACUGGCCAUGUACAUCUCGAUCCUCAUCGCCUCAGCAUACGGACUCGGCGCUGCUGUCUUUCUCUCCUUGAUAGGCAAGCGCGGUCUCUCACAAUGGGCGGUUGGGCGGUGCUUCAAGCUGUGCAUGUUGCUCGGCACAGGCGUCAAGUUUGACAUUGAAGACCCAAAGAACCACCUCGGCACCGUCCGUCCCGCCGUUUUCAUCGGUCCCCACCAGACCGAAGUCGACCUCUUGAUGCUGGGCACCAUGUUCCCACAGUACUGCAGCGUCACGGCCAAGACUCAGCUCAAGAAGAUCCCAUUCUUGGGCUGGUUCAUGACCCUGAGCGGCGCCGUCUUCAUCGACCGCAAAAACUCCAAGGAUGCGCGACAGGCGAUGCAGGGAGCCGGCGAGCAGAUCACCAAGAGGAAGCAGAGCGUGUACAUGUUCCCCGAGGGGACCCGGAGCUACACCAAGGAGCCCACCAUGCUCCCCUUCAAGAAGGGCGCCUUCCACUUGGCUGUCCAGGCGCAGGUGCCUAUUGUUCCAGUGGUUGUGGCCAACUACAGCCAUGUGUAUUCCCUCAAGGACAUGGUUUUCAAGUCGGGGAGCGUGCCGUGCAAGGUCCUCGAUCCCAUCCCCACAGCCGGUCUCACCACAGCCGACGUCGACGAACUCGCCCGCGAAACCCGUGAGGUCAUGCUCAGGGAGAUGAUUGCCCUGACGGAAAAGGCCCGCGGGAAGACGGUUCCUCUGACGGUCCCCGCCAAGCAACAAAACGGCGUCGUCAAGGUCAGCGGGACAGACAUGCGCGUUGCUGCGUAA